GUUUCAUUUAUUUUAUAUGGAUGAGUCAUUUCGAAACCGACUCGGGUAAUGCAACGUCUCUACCACCUGUUCAAUUUAAUUUUACACCUGAAGAAUUCGAUCAUCUACAACUGGCAUCGGGGAUUUGCACGUAUAUGAGUAUGAUCAGUAUCGCUGUGGUAGUAGCUGUUUAUUGGUAUAUGCUUUAUCAUCAUCCUCGUGACACAAACAGAGUAUCAUUGCGUUGCGUGAUCGGUGCAAAUGUGGUAUCGUUCAUGGAUCAUUGUAUGGCUCUGGCCGCCGCUGAACAAUCCAUACAUACUCAAUUUUGUUUUAGUUGGCGAUUUUUAAACGGGAUUUUUACCAUGAUGCCCAUCUGUUUACUUGGUUGUGUAGGUGUACAUCUUUUCUUAGUCUUUGUGUAUCGUAUUCGAUGGCCCUGUCGACCUGAAUAUAUCUUGAUGCCUGCUGCUGCUGUUUAUACCGGUAUUGCUAAUAUCAUUCCUUAUUAUGGAGAAGAAUUACCUGAGGGAAUCGAUCAACUCAUUAAUCCUAAUGCUGAACUUUGUUGGUACUAUAAUGGAUUUGCUGAUCGAACAUAUAAUAAACCAGCUUGGAUUUAUUAUUAUUCUUUUAUCUUUCUCGUCAUUAUCAUUUCUUCCUUUACUUCCAUUGCAUCCAUGUACAAGGUAUUUUUAGAUAAAAGAAAAAAUACAAAAUUGUUAUUAGAAAUAGCAGAACGAGGUUUGGGAAGUGCAUCAACCAGUCAACAACGUAAUGAGGCAUCAUCAUCCACAAGAGGUCGCUUAUCUCCAGCAUCUGCCAUUGCACCAAAACCACCUGCCUGGUGUCAAGUGCAACAAACUAAAAAUCCUUUUAGAAAGGUAGUGGCUCGUAGUCUAUUGUAUCCAUUAAUGCCUGCAGUCACCUACUCAUUAGGAUUUACAUUACAAAUGUAUUUGAUUGAUCCAGAACAUCAGGCUAAUUUUGUGCUUGCCUUGAUGUCUGUCAUCAUGGCUCGUUUGGCUGGUGUUUUCGUCGCCGGUAUUUUUUUCAGUGAUCCAACAGUGCAAACAAUCCCAGGGGAACUUUGGAGAAAAUGUACAACAAGAAAACCCGAAGUGCCUCAAAUCAGGAGUACUGCACCAUCAGCCCGCACAUCCACGCUAAUCGAUGAUCAUGUAUAACUAUUCCUUCAUCACCUAUUCAUACCUGUUCAAUUAUAUACCUAUAAAAUAAAGAAUAUGCACUAGUGUUUUGAAGUUGUUCAUCAACGGAUGAUAUACGUACUAAUCUUUAUUCU
Halteromyces radiatus is the source of this 1282-nucleotide messenger RNA. RefSeq lists its product as uncharacterized. Bases 21 to 1166 code for a protein of 381 amino acids. The record is from RefSeq and is a predicted model, not a curated record. NCBI's taxonomy places the organism in Eukaryota, Fungi, Mucoromycota, Mucoromycetes, Mucorales, Cunninghamellaceae. The transcript is spliced from 3 exons.